Molecule: messenger RNA, 1593 nt
Organism: Cladocopium goreaui
Lineage: Eukaryota; Dinophyceae; Suessiales; Symbiodiniaceae
Source: the annotation of a GenBank genome assembly
AUGGAUUUGCCUCUCGAGUUGCCGGAUAUUCCAAUGGGGCCGGACUCGCCAGACGAUAUUCCUUUGCAUCUGCCAGAAAUUCCUCAUUUAGGACUUAUGCAAGACUUUGACAGAUCUUAUCCUUCCACUUGCGCAGCGUGUGAUCAGCUGGAUGAGGAAGUGGAUGGACCCGACAUACGGGCGAAGAAGAUCAUUGCCGAUUACUGGACCAUAGGGAUCAGUUGCUAUCGGCAAUCGCAUCAGAUUGGAAGCAUGUCGACCUUCUUUGACCUGUGCCUCGAUGUCACGAACGACAUCUACGAACAGCACGUUGGUGAGGAACGUUUGGGCGAAAAGGCCUUCAAACAUUGGGCGCGAGAUGUGGAGGCCAUGAAGAAGGCUUUUCCUUACCUCUCCGAGCAGGGGAUUGGGUACACUGGAUAUCGCAGUGGCGAAUCCGGAUGGGGGGACAAAUCCUUGCCCAGGACUGGACACAUACACGUGUCGCAGCUCUCGCUGGGGGAGGUCUGCAAGCUGGGCAAGUCGGGGCUGUGCACAGAUGGUCCAUACAGCUCUGCAGUGCUUGGGCUUGCUGUGGGGAUCCUCGCAGUGGCAAGCAUAGCGGCAGUGGACGACUUGCCUCUCCACGUGCAGCGCUUCUUGGGGGCAAUCCGCAUCGCGUCCACGCAGCUGAAGCGACGACAGAACUUGAGCGUGGACCCUUUCAUGCUCACAAGCUUCUUCGAGAAGAUGAUCGCACCAGACCUUGGCCAGAAAGAUGAUAGCCAAGUCUCCAAGAUCUUGAAGGGGGUCAUUGAGAAGUACAACCAGCAAUGCAUAUUCGAACCUUUGAACCGUUUGGACGGGAAGCUGGAGACGAUUGUCGUUCGCCUACUAUGCCCAACGAGUUUCCCAAAAGCGGUUCUGGGUAAGCUCAGAGAGGACGUGAGUCGGAGUCGAAGUUUCUCCUCAAGUCCAUUCCCGUUGAAUUUAUUGGCCUUCCAAGGGCUUUGGGUUGGAGGUGCAGUUCGCGCCUCGUCACAUCCAGACUGGCAGAAGAUCCUGGUCGCCACGGUUGAUUCGCUUGAGUUGACCAGGCAGCACUGUGUGGAAGUUUUCUCACAGAGCGGGAAGCCAAUCAAUGUAUCGGAAGCCCUCAGUGUGACUGUGGCAAUCAACGUGCGUGAGCACGCGCUUACAGCAGUGUCGGAAGAUGCAAAGAAGAAGUGGCUGGAGGAAGUGUGCAAUGGAGCCCACUCGACAUCCAUCGACCGGCUGCUCAGCCAACCCCUCGCAGAGGACUUCAAGCUGCAAGAUGCUGCCAAGUUCUUUUCCCAUGCGUUGCCAGGUGUUCGUGCGGUGCUGACAACCGCGACUUUGUCCGUGGGAUCUUCGCUGAGCAAUGAUCUUGCGAAGCAAAACGCGGCAGAGCAUUACUACGCCCUUCUGGAGGACGAGGAAAAGAGAUGGAAGCAGCGGUUUGCAGAAAUGACGGUGAAGGUUUCCUCGUGUGAAGAGCAGAAUUUGCUUACCUGUCCAGGCAGGCUGGGACAUCACCUGGGCUUGGGCUCCCAGGUGAACGUGAUUGAAGUGCUCCAGCUACUUGAGGCCUAA